Molecule: messenger RNA, 12734 nt
Organism: Malaclemys terrapin pileata
Lineage: Eukaryota; Metazoa; Chordata; Testudines; Emydidae
Gene: MYOM2
Product: myomesin 2
Exons: 40
Coding region: 12-4433 (1473 amino acids)
Molecular function (GO): protein binding
Source: RefSeq, a predicted model, not a curated record
GGAUUAGGCUCAUGAUGUGCAUUUGGUGGCAGGGCUCCCUUUGGGACAGCACAUGUCUGGACCAACCCUACACAGGAGUUGGGGCUGGAAGAAAUUGCAGCAUGUCAUCGAAGAGAGUGCCAUUUUACCAGAGAAGGCAUAAACACUUUGAUCAGUCCUACCGCAACAUUCAGACAAGAUACUUGCUCCAAGAAUAUGCAGCCAGAAAGGUCGCUUCUAGACAGGCAGCUUCAUUUAAGUCCUCUGCCAGUACAGAAAGAACUACAUGUAGGCUCUGUGCCAGGAGGUUACACACUUCAGCCGAAGAAGAGUCACAAGAAUACAGGAAAAGGACUCAUGAGCAAAAGUCUGAUAUAAGUGAAGAGAGGAGGAUCCGGUUUGCCGCCAAUUUGGCUGAUGUGGAAGAAGAGCUUCGUUCAGCCAGGCUCCUUGCAAGAGAACAUCUGGAUAGAGUUACCAUACAAAGGAUGGUAGAAGAACAAAUGGCCUUGGAAAGAUACACCAUUGAAGAAAGUAUAAGUCGAGCUCCUGAAAUUUUGGUACGACUGAGGUCUCAUACUGUUUGGGAAAAAAUGUCUGUGAGGCUUUACUUCACUGUACAAGGAUUUCCUACCCCUGUUGUACAAUGGUAUAAAAAUGAGGAAUUGAUUUCGCCUGCAAGUGAACCAGGAAAGUACAGCAUCGAAAGCAAAUAUGGAGUGCAUAUGCUGGAGAUACACAGAGCUAAUUUUGAUGAUACUGCUACCUAUACAGCAGUUGCAACAAAUGUCCAUGGGCAGGUGUCAACCAAUGCUGCUGUGGUUGUGAGGAGGUUCAGAGGGGAUGAAGAGCCAUACCCUGGUGGGAUAUUACCCAUCAAUUUGCCCCUGCCAUCAGAAGUUUGCUUCACCCAUAUUGAUGUUCAGUUUUUGGAGAAGUUUGGUGUCACCUUUGGGAUGGAAGGCGAAACAGUUACCCUCAAAUGUGCUUUGCUGAUCACUCCGGAUCUGACUAGGCUUCGACCUCGUGCUGAAUGGUACAGAGAUGAUGUGCUAAUAAAAGACUCCAAGUGGACGAAAAUGUACUUUGGAGAAGGCCAGGCAGCACUGUCUUUCACGCAUCUGAACAAGGAUGAUGAAGGCUUAUACACCCUGCGCAUAAUCACAAAAGGAGGGGUGACUGAGUACAGUGCAUUCAUGUUUGUCAGAGAUGCUGACGCAUUAAUUGCUGGGGCACCCGGGGCACCAAUGGAUGUUAAAUGCUAUGAUGCUAACAGAGAUUAUGUCAUUGUAACCUGGAAACCACCAAAUACAGCAAGUGAGAGUCCAGUCAUAGGAUAUUUUGUUGACAGAUGUGAAGUGGGUACUGAAAACUGGGUCCAGUGCAAUGAUGCUCCACUAAAAAUCUGCAAAUACCCUGUAACUGGACUGUUUGAGGGACGGUCUUACAUAUUCCGUGUGAGAGCAGUGAACAAGUCGGGUAUUAGCAGGCCGUCUAGAGUUUCUGAAGCAGUUGCAGCUCUUGAUCCUGUUGACUUAGACAGAUUACAAACUGUUCAUCUGGAUGGAGGCAGAGACAUUGUAAUAUAUCAGGAUGACCUUGAAGGCGAUGUUCAGAUUCCAGGACCUCCCACCAAUGUACAUGCUUCAGAAACCAGCAAAACAUAUGUUGUACUCAGCUGGGAGCCACCUGUUCCCCGUGGCAAAGAGCCAUUAAUGUAUUUCAUUGAGAAGUCUGCGGUUGGCAGUGGAAGCUGGCAAAGGGUCAAUGCCCAGGUUGCAGUGAGAUCUCCUCGCUAUGCAGUGUUUGAUCUUGCAGAAGGAAAAUCAUAUGUUUUCCGAGUCUUGUCAGCAAACAAGCAUGGCAUUAGCGAUCCUUCUGAAACAACACCACCAAUUCAAGCACAAGAGACCAUUGGUGUCCCAUCUGCUCCUGGCCGUGUACUGGCAACAAGAAAUACAAAAACAUCAGUUGUAGUACAGUGGGACAAGCCAAAACACGAAGAAGAUCUGUUUGGCUACUAUAUUGAUACUUCUGUGGUGGGAACAAACCACUGGGAACCUUGCAAUCAUAAACCUAUUAAAUAUAAUAGGUUUGUGGUUCAUGGUCUGACAACUGGAGAGAAUUACAUCUUUCGUGUGAAAGCUGCGAAUGCUGUGGGAGUCAGCGAAAAUUCUCAAGAAUCUGAAGCUAUAACAGUACAGGCAGCCCUCAGAGGGAGUGUACCUCACAUUGCCUGUCCAUCACAUCCUUAUGGCCUCACACUCCUUAACUGUGAUGGCCACUCAAUGACUCUCGGGUGGAAACUGCCAAAGUUCAGUGGAGGAUCACCAGUCCUUGGUUAUUAUCUAGACAAGAGGGAGGCUCAUCACCAUAACUGGCAUGAAGUCAAUUCUUCCCCUGUUAAGGAGAGAAUUUAUACGGCAGAGGAUUUGACAGAAAACUCCUUCUAUGAAUUCAGAGUCGCUGCUACAAACCUGGCUGGUAUAGGCCUUCCCUCAGAUCCCAGUGAGCACUUUAUGUGUAAAGCUUGGACCAUGCCAGAACCUGGGCCUGCCUAUGAUCUGACAUUCUGUGAAGUUAGGAAUUCAUCUUUGGUACUUCUGUGGAAAGCACCUGUGUACAGUGGUAACAGUCCUGUUACUGGGUAUUUUGUGGACUAUAAGGAAGUAGAUUCAGAAGAGUGGACCACCGCUAAUGAAAAACAAAUUUCACACUGUUACUUAAAGGUCAAUGAUUUACAUGAGGGCAAAACCUAUGUUUUCAAAGUCCGUGGAGUGAAUAAAGCCGGUAUGGGCAAAUCAUCUGAUAUUUCUGAGCCAGUGCUUAUCGAGGCAAGACCAGGAACCAAAGAAAUUACUGCAGAUGUGGAUGAAGAAGGUAAUAUUUACCUAGCUUUUGAUUGCCCAGAAGUUACAGAGGCAUCAGAUUUUACUUGGUGUAAAUCCUAUGAAGAGAUUACUGAUCUUGAUAAGUUUAAUGUUGAAACAACUGGAGAGCAUUCUAAGUUGUACUUCAAAAAUCCUGAUAAAAUGGACUUGGGAACCUAUUCUGUAGCUGUUAGUGACACAGAUGGCAUCUCAUCCAGCUUUAAAAUGGAUGAGAAAGAGCUUGAACGUCUGAUGACACUAAGCCAUGAUAUAAAGAACCCAACAAUUCCUCUGAAAUCAGAAUUAGCUUAUGAGAUGUUUGAUAAAGGAGAGGUUCGUUUCUGGGUUCAAGCUGAGAGUUUGUCACCAAAUGCCAGCUUCAGAUUUGUUGUUAAUGAUAAAGAAGUUGUAAACAGCGACCGCCAUAGAAUUAAGUGUGACUAUUCAAAUGGCAUUAUUGAGAUGCUGAUGGACCAAUUUACAAUUGAAAAUGAAGGAACUUACACUCUACAAAUUGAAGAUGGAAAUGCAAAGAACCAGUCUUCAUUAGUUCUCAUUGGAGAUGCAUUCAAGGCUGUAUUGGCUGAGGCUGAGCUCCAGAGAAAGGAGUAUCUCAGGAAACAAGGUCCUCAUUUUCUGGAGUAUUUACACUGGGAAGUUACAGAAGAUUGUGAGGUUUUACUUGUUUGUAAGGUGGCAAACACUAAGAAGGAGACAUCUUUCAAAUGGUACAAGGAUGGUUCUGGGCUUGAGGUUAAAGAGUUGCCUGAUUUACAGAAAGGAGUGUGCCAGCUAACUAUUCCAAGGCUGUCUAAAAAGAAUCAAGGUGAAUAUAAGGCAACAGUGUCAGAUGACCGAGGUCAGGAUGUGACUACUCUUGAUAUAUCAGGAAAAGUGUUUGACGAUAUAAUCCUGGCAAUGAGCAGGGUCAUUGGUAAAUCUGCUUCUCCACUGAAGGUCCACUGCACUCCAGAAGGAAUAAGACUUCAAUGUUUCCUGAAGUACUAUGCAGAUGAAAUGAAAGCUAACUGGUAUCAGAGGGAGUCUAAGGUUUCUUCUGGUGAAAAGAUGAGGAUUGGAGGUAGUGAAGAGGUUGCCUGGCUGCAGAUAUGUGAGCCCACUGAAAAGGACAAAGGGAAAUACACCUUUGAAAUUUUUGAUGGCAAAGAAUCCCAUAAGCGCAUGCUUGAUCUAUCUGGACAAGCUUUUGAUGAUGCAUAUGCAGAAUUCCAGCGACUCAAGGCAGUGGCUUUUGCUGAGAAGAAUCGUGGUAAAGUGAUAGGAGGUUUGCCCGAUGUGGUGACUAUAAUGGAAGGCAAGACUUUGAAUCUGAGCUGUUCUGUAUUUGGAAAUCCUGAUCCUGAAGUGGUAUGGCUUUGGAAUGACAAGAAAUUUGAAGUUAAUGAACAUUAUUUAGUUUCAAUGGAGCAUGGAAACGUUGCCAGCUUUACAAUCAAGGGAGUGUCCUCAGAGGACUCAGGCAAAUAUAGCAUCAAUGUCAAGAACAAGUAUGGUGGGGAAACAGUGGAUGUUACUUACCAAUUAAUGAAGUAUGGAGAUCUUGAAGAAAAAAUCUGCUCUUGAAACCAUUAUCAACUUUCAACCAGAUGCCGCAACAUGUCUGCUUGUUCCCUCAUAAUCCGAAGCAUCUCAUCCUGUGCCGCAUUGGAAACUUUCCUGCUCUCCAUGUCCAUGUCUAACUUCUCAGACAGUGAAAUCCUCCAUGCUCUCAGCUCUGCAUCAGUUGUCCCAGAGGCGUUCAUUAUCUCAGUGAACAUAGAAUCAUAUGUUCAUGUUCGGCAUGCAUCCGAAGAAGUGGGUAUCCACCCAUGAAAGCUCAUGCUCCUAUACGUCUGUUAGUCUAUAAGGUGCCACAGGACUCUUUGCUGCUUUUAUACAAUCAUAGAAUCAUAAAUAUUACGGUUGAAAGAGACCUCAGGAGGUCAUCUAGUCCAACCCUCUGCUCAAAGUAGGGCCAACGCCAACUAAAUCAUCCCAGCCAGGGCUUUAUCAAGUCGGACCUUGAAAACCUCUAAGGAUGGAGAUUCCACUACCUCCCUAGGUAACCCAUUCCAGUGCUUCACCACCCUCCUAGUGAAAUAGUGUUUCUAAUAUCCAACCUAGGUCUCCCCCACUGCAACUUGAGACCAUUGCUUCUUGUUCUGUCAUCCGUCACCACUGAGAACAGCCUAGCUCCAUCCUGUUUGGAACCUCCCCUCAGGUAGUUGAAGGCUGCUAUCAAAUCCCCCCUCACUCUUCUCUUCUGCAGACUAAAUAACCCCAGUUCCCUCAGCCUCUCCUCGUAAGUCAUGUGCCCCAGCCCCCUAAUAAUUUUCGUUGCCCUCCGCUGGACUCUCUCCAAUUUGUCCACAUCCCUUCUGUAGUGGGGGGACCAAAACUGGACACAAUACGCCAGGUGUGGCCUCACCAGUGCCAAAUAGAGGAAAAUAAUCACUUCCCUCGAUCUCCUGGCAAUGCUUCAACUAAUACAGCCCAAUAUGCUCUUGGCCUUCUUGGCAACAAGGGCACACUGCUGACUCAUAUCCAGCUUCUCGUUUACUGUAAUCCCCAAGUCCUUUUCUACAGAACUGCUGCUUAGCCAGUUGGUCCCCAGCUUGUAGCACUGCAUGGGAUUCUUCCUUCCUAAGUGCAGUAUUCUGCACUUGUCCUUGUUGAACCUCAUCAGAUUUCUUUUGGCCCAAUCCUCCAAUUUGCCUAGGUCACUCUGGAUCCUAUCCCUACCCUCCAGCGCAUAUACCUCUCCCCCCAGCAUGCAAUUCAUCCCAUCAUCCAGGUCAUUAAUAAAGAUGUAGAACAAAACCAGCCCCAGGACCAACCCCUGGGGCACUUCGCUUGAUACUGGCUGCCAACUAGACAUCAAGCCGUUGAUCUCUACCCAUUGAAUCCGACAAUCUAGCCAGCUUUCUAUCCACCUUAUAGCCCAUUCAUCCAUUCCAUACUUCUUUAACUUGCUGGCAAAAAUACUGUGGGAGACCGUAUCAAAAGCUUUGCUAAAGUGAAGGUAUAUCACAUCCAUCGCUUUCCCCACAUCCGCAGAGCCAGUUAUCUCAUCAUAGAAGGCAAUACAGUUGGUCAGGCAUGACUUGCCCUUGGUGAAUCUAUGUUGACUGUUCCUGAUCACUUUCCUCUCCUCCAAGUGCUUCAAAAUGGAUUCCUUGAGGGCCUGCUCCAUGAUUUUGCGAGGGAAUGAAGUGAGGCUGACUGGUUUGUAGUUCCCCAGGUUCUCUUUCUUCCCUUUUUUAAAGAUGGGCGCUAUAUUUGCCUUUUUCCAAUCGUCCAGGACCUCCACCGAUCACCAUGAGUUUUCAAAGAUAAUGGCCAAUGGCUCUGUAGUCACAUCAGCCAACUCCCUCAGCACCUUUGGAUGCAUUAGAUCUGGACCCAAGGACUUGUGCAUGUCCAGCUUUUCUAAAUAGUUCUUAAUCUGUUCUUUCACCACUGAGGGCUGCUCACCUCCUCCCCAUACUGUGUUGCCCAGUGCAGCAGUCUGGGAGCUCACCUUGUCUGUGAAGACUGAGGCAAAAAAAAGCAUUGAAUACUUGAGCUUUUUCCACAUCAUGUCACUAGGUUGCCUCCCCCAUUCAAUAAGUGUCACCAUCUCCCAGCAAACCUAGUUUAAAGCCCUCCUCACUAUGUUAGCAAGCCUGCCUGUGAAGAUGCUCUUCCCUCUCUCCACUAGGUGGAUCCCAUCUCUUCCUAGCAAUCCUUCUUCCUGGAACAACAUCCCCUGGUCGAAGAAUCCAAAGCCCUCUCUCCAACACCACCAUCAGCUGUGCUCAAGCUGGCAAGCUCCCAGUACUGAUCAAACAGGAAAUGGGAAUUCAAAAGUUCCUGGGGCUUUAGCAGGGGAGGGGCUGUUUCCUGUGUACCUGGCUGCAGUGCAGCAGAGUUGAGAAUGAUCUCCAGAGCGGUCACAGAUGAGCAUUGUGGGACACCACCUGGAGGUCAUUUAAGUCAAAUUACACAACGCUGCAUCUUCACUACCUCGCAGUCAGCCAAUGAAAAUCGAACUAAGUGCUACGCCUCUCGCAAAGGUGGAUUACAGAAGUCGACAUCAGAAGCAACUUAGGUCGAUGUAAAGGACCCGGUAGUUUCGACCUAACUCUGUAGUGUAGACCAAGCCUGAUUUUCUGUCAUUUUAUGUUGUGCAAGUUUCAUGUUGUGCUUUUCUAGGCAAUCAUACCAUAAUGAAGCAUAGCUGGUUUUUCACAGGAGGUAGAUAAGAUGUCAGCCAGUUGUGCUGAUGGGCCUGAAGUUGCUGCUGGAUCUGUCAUGUUGGCAGACUGUUUCAAGAGUGGCAGGGCUGCCUUUCCUCUGUGCACCUGCUUCCUUGGAAUCAUCUUUGAUUUGUAUGCUGUUUACUUGCUUGAAUACAAGUUCUAUGAAAAUUCCUCUCAAGAUCAAUUUACAGGUAUUUUUUUGGGGAAAAGAUUUUUUUUUAAUGGCUGUAUUUGCCUUUAGUGUAACACUUUCCCCAACCAAUAGGAUUCAUCUGCUCACAUAUGGAGAAAGAGUUUCUAAGAUAAUAGCACUCUAAGUGCUAUUAAUCCACAGAUUGUUUUUAAAGAAAACUUUUGAAAAAUAACAAAACCCUUCUUUCCCACUUUGCAGAAGGAGAAUUAAUCCUCUAGGUGGCACCAAAAGAAUAAGAUAAAAAUGAACAGGUCUUAAAAAAAUUCCGCCAACUCUAGCAUAUCCAUCUUUUUGAUGCAAACACAUCACUUAUGGAAUGGGAGAUUAUUAAAAGCAUUAUGCUUAUGCCUGUGACAAGGACAGGUCCAGCAAAUUCUGUUUCCAGGAAAUAGCAGAUGAUUUUGCAGGCAAUAAUGCUGCCUCUUAAUCUUUGCGUGAUACACUUUAGGAGGAAUAAAACAUUCCUUGCAAGGUAUUACAAGAUUCUUCUGACAUUAAGUGUUUCUUAUGAUAUGAAACAUAUAGAACAUGUGAUGCACCUGAACAGUGUAGUUUGAAGAGGAAGUUUAAAUGAAUACUUAUCAAACCUAGCAGUCUCAGCAGGUUUUCAAAGUACUGUCUCAAAGCUCUGAACAUUUUGCACAGAGGACCAAGUCCUGCUGUUUUUAUUCAGUUCUUACCCAGACAAGACUCCUUUUGAAAUUAAUGUGAGCUUUGCAGGAGUGAAGACUGCAGGAUCUGACUCUAAGCACUGACAUUGCAAGAUGCAGUGAUGUCAAGAUCUGUAACAAACUACUAGUGGUAUAUAUUAAUAUUUCAUUCCUCCUUGGAAUGUGCAGUGGCUCAGUGCCUGCGUUGUCCUUGGAUAUUAGCUCAGGGUUUAUCAGCCUACUACAUUUUAAAAAUAGCAUAUCUGACCUCCGAACACCUUGUUUAUGAACAUUUGAACUUUGUGGCUGAGCAUUAGAGCAUUGUUACCCAGCAAUACACUUCUCAGUGUUUAAAUUAACAUAUCCUGAUUUCCUGUUGUUGCAGCUACUUUGUUUUAUAGUAAUUUGCCAAGUUUUAUACUCUGCCAUUGGUGUGAGUGGAAGAAAAGGACACAGACACUCUAAUUUGGUUAAUGUGGAGCCUGCAACUUUAUUUAAAACUAUUACCUAGCUGAGCUGGAGUAGCUAACCAGCAGGGAUUUUUCUUCUCAACUGUCACCAGGAAGGUGAUUGUAAAGGCCAUGCCCCCUCUGUAUCCUCAGGCCUCCCAUGAGUCCCUGACUAGAAGCUUGAGUCCCAAACUGCUCCCUUCCUCCAUGCUGAGGUGGGAGACAUGAGAUGAGGGAAGCCACAGGCUGUCUACAAGCUGCAUGCUUCUUUUGGUGGCAUGUAUGUAGUGUACAAACUCAUAUAGCCCUAGCAUGGGUAUAAAUAGCAGUGUAGGGGCUUAGUUGAGUAGCAUAAAGACAUGCCUAAAAGGGGUGGGUAUGCAUGCAAAUAAAUACUCUACAGCACUCUACUUUCCCAAGCAGUGCCUCCCUGUCUACACUGAUAUUUUUAGCAAAGGAGUGUCCCGCUGCCUCCACGCGGCCAGAGCCUUUCCUUGCUGCCUCCCCACUGCCGGAGCCUUUCCUUGCUGCAGUGAAAGGCUCUGGCAGCAGGACACCGCUGAAGGCUUUCCCCACUAACUCCCCUUUGCGGGAGCCUUUCACUGACACAUGUAGCGACACACCACAUUGUGGAAGCUGCCUGCUUUCCACUGUGGUGGAUAGCUACACGUACCAUACAUGCUGCCACAAAGGCAACUCCCUUAUCAGCAAUGCUAUGCUCAGGAGCAAUGCCCUAAAGCCCAGUGGGUUACAAGAACCACAUGUGGGGCCGGAUUUUCCAAGGAUCUCAGCUCCCAUUUAGGCAUCUAAAUAAGGACAUCACCUAGCAGAACUCCAGCACCUCAGCUUUCACCCGAUGUGCUGGGCACUUCUGAAAAUCUGGCCACUUAUUUAGGUGCCUAAAUGCACCUGAGCAAUCUUGAAAAUCCAGCCCCAAGUAAAGGCUGAGUCCUUUUGAAAAUUGUGGCCAGAAACACUAAUAUGACAUCCGUCACCCAGCGUAGGAUCCGUGCUCAUCACAAACACCCUCACAUGUGAGCUAGGGAAGAAGGGUUAUCCCCAUUUCACACAGAGGGAAAUGAGGCACAGAGAGAUUAAGGGAGAGAUUUUAAAGGCACAAAUGGAAGUUAGACACCCAACUCCCAUUGAUUUCCAAUGGUGCCUAUUCCCUUUUGUGCCUCUGAAAAUCUCCCCCAAGAGGCUUGCCCAAGGUCAAACAGGAAGUUAGUAGUAAAGCUAACAAUCUCUAGAAACCCAGCUCUAUGCCUUAGUCACAGACCAUCCUUCCUCCCUACGCAAAACAUUUCACAAUUCAAAACAAAACAAAAUUAGAUUUAAAAAAAAUCUAGGUUUUUUUUUUUUACAAAAGAUAAUUAGGAAGUACUAUAUCAGAAUUGCUAAUGGAAAACUAGUUGAAACUUAAAGUUAACAGACAUACAACUCAGAGGAUGCAAUUGCCAUGGAGUGUAGAAGGUACCGUGUAUAAUCAUGUUGUUAUCCCUUUAGACGGUGUUCCCAUGACCUCUGAGCCAUCAGAUUUGUGAUACAAUUUAUGUAUUGACAGACAAACUUGGAAAUAAUUCUUUCUAGCAAGCAGGAUCCUCUUCUCUUUAAAAGCUGUCCAAGCUCACAAGCCUGAAGUGAGAUUAACUUGCUGCUAUACUAUCGCUUGUGCGGCUGGACUGCUGCAUGCUCUGUUUUAUAAUGAGUCAGUGGCUUCGCUCCUCUCCCUCUCCCUCAUCUUACAUGGUAUUGAAAUAGAACAGGGGAAACUGAGAGGGGACGCAGUGGCUCUUCCCAGUUGCCUAUAUAAACAUCUCCACUUGAACUCCAUGUGGCUGGAUCUUUGCAAUCACGGAGGGGAUUUGGAGGGGGUAUAUAGUGAAGGGUAGAGCAAGGAAGCAGGCUCUCUGCCUGCCAUGUUCAGCAUAUUUCUAUGGUAGUUAAUGCUGCUCAAACCAACGCAGCACCGUUUCUCCAACUGCAGCUCCUACUUCUAUCAGAAAGGCAGGCUGACUAAUUCUGGGGAAAGGACUUUAUAGAACACCAUUCCUGGUGGAAGGCUUUGAGCACAAGCAAAAGCAUGGAGAAAAGCUGUAGCAGUUGCUAGAUAACAUAUUCUUGCUGGAUAUUAUUGUCUUCAACUUGCCACAAAAAGUUCUGCAGAGGUGUAGGAACUGCACUGUGGGUUAGAAUACUGCCCAAGUAAAUGAGGCUUGGAAAAGCUGCUGCACCAUUUCAAAGCUUCCAGCUGCCUUCUUGCUCUCUGUCUCCCUUUUCAUGCAUGCUCAGUCCUCCCUUGCCCUUUUCCUUCUCAGCUAUCUCUUGCACUGUAGCUAUUAGUGGCCACAACUAAGCAUAAGUACUUUACAUAGCCUCCUUUCCCAGUGUCAAACAACUUAAAAAUAACUUGGCCAGAUUCUGUUCUCGGAUAGAUCAAUAAAAAUUCAGGGUAAGUGCACUUAAGCCAACAGCGUCCCGCUGGAUUGCCACUGGUGUAAAUGAGAACAGAAUCCGGUGCAACCUCUUUACAGGGGUAUGCUACCAUAGGGGCUGAUCCAAAAUCUAUUGAAGUCAAUGGAAAGCCAUCCAUUGACUUCAGUGGGCUUUGGAUCAGGUCCUUAGCACUAGAAUGAGCCUUCAGACUUAGGCCUUGGCUACACUUGCAGCUGUACAGCGCUGUGAGGUAAACCUGUCUUCGUACAGCUGAGUAGGGAAAGCGCUGCAGUCUGUCCACACUGACAGCUGCCAGCGCCGUGGCGUGGCCACACUUGCAACAUUUGCAGCUGUGUUGGGAGCGGUGCUUUAUGGGCAGCUAUCCCAGCAUUCAUGUGGCUGCAACGUGCUUUUCAAAAUGGGGUGGAGUGUGACAGGGAGCGUGGGGGGAGAGAGAGUGCUUCUUGGAGCGUGUCAGCACUCUAUUUUGCAAGUUCCGAACUCCCGGCCCCCUGCUCAUUUGUUUCACUCACUCAAAGCAAACAGCAAACUGUUUGCUUUUUCUCUGUGGUACGAGCUUUGAAAUCGGCACUUCCGCAUUCCUGCAGCCGGUCACAACAAUGGAGUGGAUUGGCCACUUGACAAGGUGAUCAGUACAGCACUGCAGGUUGAUUCCUGGUACACGCUCACAGGGGAGAGUAGUAGCCACUCCGCUGUAUCUCUUAUGCUUCUCAGGGAGGUGGAGUACCUGCAGCGGUGUACCCAGGGAGAUACAGCGCUGUACGUGCCUUGCCAGUGUAGUCGGUCAGUGAGUUACAGUGCUGUGGGCAGCUUUACAGCGCUGUAACUCGCAAGUGUAGCCAAGGCCUUAGCUCUGAAUGUGGGCUGGCAUGUAGCUGCACUGCCCCAAGAGGAAUACCGGGAAUGAAUUCCAACUCAUAGAGAGAGAGAGAAUUCCUCUCCAGGCUCCCCUUUUGCAUCAAUAUGGGGUAAGGAGAGAGGAGUAGUUUAUUUCAGACUUUAUGAGCUAGCAUACUCCUCCCUGCACAUCUGGUCAACUGGUCUAUUCAGUACACACUCUCUGCCCAUCUCCACCCACUCACAACCCAUUUGCUCCUGGUCGGGGGAGCAAUACUGGGUAUGCAGCCCCUACUCUCCCCGAUGACUAGAGCCUUCUUCUCCCAUAUAACUCUGCGUAGGACCAGGCACAAUCUCAGUGUUAUUUUCCAUAAACAACAAUUGUCAGAUAGCAAAUUCAUAGGGAGAGGAAUUUAAUUUUCAAAUUUCUAAUUGCAGAAGUGCAGGAAAUAAAAAUUACAUCUGGAAAAAACGUCUAGGUUGUUUGCCUCAAAUUUUGGUUUGUAAUAAUACACUUAAGCUACAAAACCUUCUAGAAAGGUUUCCACUUUUAAAAAAUUCCAAUGUACAGAGAGAUUUUGGAAAAGCAAAUAUACAUCAUCUGCAGGGUUUGCAAUCCAAAUAUUGCAGAAUUGGGCUAGGGCCUGAGAAUCUGAAAUUGACUCCAAACAGACCACAAACAGAAUUGAAAUUGACUAGUCUAUAUUCAUUGUGCAAACUGAAAGGCAAAAAACGUAAAAGUAAUAAAAGAGCAUAAACAAUGAAAAGUACAUUUGAUUUCUAAAUUCUUCUGUGUGGAAUAGUCUGUGGUGUUAUUUGUAAUACACAUACGGAAGUUCUAUUUUCUAAACAAACAAAAACCCUGUUAUUUCUCAAUAUGUCCUACACUUAUUGUCAUUUAAAUUGUGUUUGUGUUUGGAAAGUAUUUUAACUGAAUUGUUUGUUUUUCUCCAAUGAGCCAGCUAGACCAGUUGUCUAGCAAGCAGACUAAGAUAGGGACUGCAGACUGAUGCAGCAAAGGAAAAAGCAUCAGCAUGCAAUAAAUACCAUGAAAUCUA